AAAUGACCUUAGCUAUUAAUAGGACGUUAAACAAAAUAAACCAAACCAAUCCAAGCAUUGUGUUUCCGGUCAAACCAUACCUAAAUACCCACAUUUAUGCUUUUGACCAAUCAGAAGCCCAGAUAUGAUGUCAUUCUAUUGACAAUGAUGAGUUUUUUUUCGUUUUUUUUUUAUUCUAACUAUCAAAAACCUUCAUUUCAAUGCUUCAAAUACAGCAAAUUCAUAGAUAACAUGUUUCAGCCAAUGAGAAGCUAGCAAAAAGCAAAAGAAGGAGAAUUAGAAGAAGAAUUAGGAUAAAAACAAAAGAGGAUUUUAAACCAUUGCAACACUUAGGAGAAUACAAAACGGCAGGAAUAUUUUUUUGGGUCGAGAGUAUUUUAUCGGGUUGGUACUUUCUUAAUGUAUCAUAUCUACCAAGAAAACAGGAAUCUCAUUGGAGCCGAAAUCUUUUUAGCGGGAGCUACGUCUUCGGAUCACAUAAGCCGAUAUAACGUUGUAAUCGGAUUUCAAGAGCGUUAUAAGAAAACGUAUACAAUUAUCAUAAAAACUGUAAUCUCUGUAUAUAUAAACCGCUACGACCUAGCGAAGGGCUACAGGAUAUGUGGACAAUGAAAUUUCGCUCAGAGGAAGAACACCACUUUGGAAAUAACAUUUGAAACAAAAGGAGAGUUUAUUUUCACAAGAAUAUCACUGCAAGAAAAACUUCAGAUUUUACAAACGUUUGUAAAACAUUAAGAACAUAAGGAAAUCAAGAAAAAUUAAUGGAAAAAGUUAAUAUUGGUAACGUUGUCCCUAGUUGGCUUAUGGAAUAGGAUAACAUAACGAGAAACGCUUAAUUGAUUUAUAUCUAAUUUGGUUUUGGAUGGAUAUAAGCAUUUGGAUGAUGUUAAAAAAACGACAAUAGCAAGUGUUAUCAACAUUGGCUGGGAAAAUAGGAGACACUGCAUCGCCGCAAAGGGUACAGAAGAAGAUGUAAUCAUGAUCGAUAGCCUCCAUUGAUCCGACUUACGAAAGCUUUGCGAAAAAUCUAUAUGGCGUCUGAUCGCAUGGUGAACAGGACCAUUGUCGUGGAUAGUCACCGGAAACUGUCAAUACCAGUGUCAGCUGAAACGAUCGCAAAAACUCCACCUUCAUCAGCAAGACGCAUGUCCAAGUCAAGACAAAGCUAUACUACUAUACCGGAAGAACGAAAAAAGAGUACUUCCGGUAACAGCAAACUUCCGACAAUGGAACGACGCACGUCAAAAAACCUGCCUUUCUUGGUUAUAAAGGAUAAGAACUUGACGGAUGCCCAAAUGCAAGAAAUCAUAGCCUCGUUUGAAAUGAUUGACCUCAACAGUGAUGGCCGUAUAUCCAAGGGUGAGUUGAUAAAGGCCGCGGCGUUACUCGGAAUGAAUCCUACGGAAGAGGAUGCUAAAGCAAUGAUGAGACUCGCUGACCUUGACGGUGACGGUUUUAUCGACUUUGAGGAGUAUAAGAAUAUGAUGCGUCACAAUUAUAUAGAAAUAGAUAUUGAGAAGGAACGACUGUUAGCUGCAUUCCGAGUCAUAGACAAAAACAAAGAUGGAUUUUUAAGCCGGGAUGAGCUGAGAUCCGCGCUAACAUACAAGGCCCCGCCUGAAAACAAAUUUGACGUGGAACUGUUUAUUGAAGAAGCUGACGUUAACAAUGAUGGACAAAUUGAUUACACGGAGUUCGUGAAUUCGCAGUUGUGCACAAAGAUUUUCACUUAGUCAACUUGCUUGGUUACCAAUACCCUUCGAUAUCAAUCAACGAACAAGCGCGAAUGUGUUGAUUAUUAUUAUUAUUAUUAGUGGCACGCAUAUACGAUGCUUACGCAGCUUGGAUAACAUUCCUAUGGCGUUAUCUUCGUUUUUUGACGGCUUUAAUAUGUCAGGAUUACCAGGACGUAAUGAGGCAAAUCUAUUUAUAACCAGUCUCCAAGCAUAAUUUUUGUAUUCAGAACCUUUUCUAAUUAUCAAACUUCAAUUGUGUCUAAAAGAUUUAUCAGAGGAAAAUUUUGAAAUUGUAUGAUAUCGAAAUUGUCAUGAUUAGGAAAAUCACAAAUUGAUAUUUGGUGUACCAACAUGGAUAAUCGUAAGAAAUAAGCAUUCUCUACGAAAACAACGAGACAAAAUGUUUGUUUCCGAGUGUCUGAUAUAAACCAGGAAAUAUAAAUCGCCUUUGGUUCUAACUGCUGCUGUUACUAGCCAUUACGCGAAGGGAAGUUGACAUAUUCGGUGAAAUCAUAUGUGCGAAACGAAAAGUGUCAAGAAAACUGUGCCAUCGUUUUAGGGGACAGCAUCUGCAUUAGAUUGUCUCAGGCAGCCUUGGAUUUCAGCCAACAUGGUAUUGAAUGGAAGAAUCCACCAGAAACAAAUAAUGUGAAACAUUUUCUAUAGGGAAAGGUUGAUCUUUAGACUGUCACUUUAACUUAAUAACCCCCAUUUUGGAUUAUCAUAUGUAAAUAUAUAUUUUUAACGGUGACUUCAUGGACAAUACAACACUCGUGAUCAGCCAAAGACAUAUUGGUUUGUAUAUAGAGCGGGACUCCCUAUCAUUGUGAAUGAUAAAUUAAUUGUCGAUAAUUCGGCGGAUAUGCUUGUCUGGAAUGGAGCCUAGUGUUACGUUGUAAUGCAUUACUACAGUUUUCUGAGAAUGAUACUAUUUUCAAGGACAUUUCUGCUCAUGUGCGACGUCGAAGAGGACUAUGUAAAAAAAAUGUUUACAGCAUAGAAUAUGUAGUUGAUGAUUCCGGAAAUGGCUGUCUAGUAUGUGUGGUAUAAUCAGUGAAACGGACAUUGACGGAUUAACUAAACGAGUGAAGUUGUCAUUAAAUUGGAAAAGAGAAAGACUAACUUCACGAGUUAAGUCAUUAUUGAAUUUAAUAUGGAUGGCACUGGAUAAAUAUUUUGCAUCAAAUCAUCAUUAAAUUUAACAUUCAUUAAUUAAAUUCUCGAGUGACGUCAUCUUUUGCGGAUGAUGUCAUCAUUUAAUUGGUCAUUGAUAAAUUGAUUGACUUCUUGUGGUAAGCCAUCAUGCUAUUGCUAUUUUAUUCCCAUGUUGCAUCAUUAUCUAAUUAAUUAAUUAUCUUAACCUUUAUUUUUACUAUCAUAUUGAAUCCAAAAAAGGGAAUUCAAUAUUACACAUUGUCUUUGUUUAUAAUAUUUCCUUUAUGAUUUAAGACAGAUGUUACAGAAAGGGUUGUUGGCUUUGUUGUGAUGUUUAAUAAGGCAAAGUUGUGAGAAAAUAACAUCAUGGUAUAUGUUAACACUUCUUGUUAUGUGUUGUCGAUCUGAAGGUUGAUAAUUUAGCUUUCCUGUCGUAUUGUACUAUUUUUGAUAUUCUUACUGUAUACUUGAAAAUAAAAGAACGGAUAGUAACGAUUAA
Molecule: messenger RNA, 3390 nt
Organism: Pecten maximus
Lineage: Eukaryota; Metazoa; Mollusca; Bivalvia; Pectinida; Pectinidae
Product: calmodulin-like
Exons: 5
Coding region: 1032-1733 (233 amino acids)
Molecular function (GO): enzyme regulator activity; calcium ion binding
Source: RefSeq, a predicted model, not a curated record